Messenger RNA from Serinus canaria (Common canary), 643 nucleotides. Its product is annotated as avidin-like. The coding region runs from base 93 to 542 and encodes 149 amino acids. Lineage: Eukaryota; Metazoa; Chordata; Aves; Passeriformes; Fringillidae. The transcript has 4 exons. Gene Ontology annotation, molecular function: biotin binding. The record is from RefSeq and is a predicted model, not a curated record.
GGAAGCAAUAAAAAGGAGAGGGAGCAGGAGCAUCAGCAGAGACCUGCAAGGAGCACAUCCCCAGGUUCAUCAGCUGUCUGCCGGCUGCAGAGAUGGUGCAAGCAACUCCCUUGCUCCUCGUGCUCUUCCUGGCCCUGGGGGCUCAUGGCCUCGCUGUGAAAAAGUGCUCCCUGACUGGGCGCUGGGUCAAUGACCUGGGCUCCAACAUGACCAUCAUGACCGUGAAUGCAAACGGUGCCUUUGCUGGCUCCUACCACACGGCUGUGACAGCCACCUCCAACGAGAUCAAGCUGUCACCACUGCAGGGAUCCAUGCAGAAGAGCCCUAACCAGAAGGGCCAGCCCACCUUUGGCUUCACCGUCAACUGGAGCUUUUCAGACUCCAUCACUGUUUUCACGGGCCAGUGCUUUGUGGAUGAGUAUGGAAAGGAGGUUUUGAAGACCAUGUGGCUGCUGAGGUCACAUGUGGAGAACAUUAAAAAUGACUGGAAAGCCACCAGGGUGGGCACCAACGUCUUCACCCGCCUGCAGUCACAGGAAUGAGGCAGCAGCGGGGGCUGCCCGGGCCGGCAGCAGUGCCAGGGCUGUGCCCCUGCUCCUGCAGCACCACCUGCUUCUCCCAAUAAAGCUUUGCUGCAAACACC